Molecule: messenger RNA, 1241 nt
Organism: Clupea harengus (Atlantic herring)
Lineage: Eukaryota; Metazoa; Chordata; Actinopteri; Clupeiformes; Clupeidae
Product: pituitary tumor-transforming gene 1 protein-interacting protein
Biological process (GO): protein import into nucleus
Cellular component (GO): cytoplasm; nucleus
Source: RefSeq, a predicted model, not a curated record
GAAACAGGAAGUCUCUUACAAUCAAACGUCGUCAUUGCAGAUUAAGGGAAAGGAAACUUUUUAUAUCAAUUUGUGAGGCUUUUACGAAGUAGACCACCACGUAUCAUUCACACCGUGGAUUAAAUACCUACAGUAUGCUUCCACAAGGAGCUGGCGGUCUUGGUUCGACGUUUGUUGUUUUCAUUGUCAUCUCCAGUGUUGCUCAUCAAGGAACUUGUCUAACUACGACCACUCCAACACCUGUUCAGAAGCCUUGCCGUGUCCGGACAUCAUGUGAAGACUGUCUUACCAAUGUAACGUGCCUUUGGUGCCAGACCAAUAAUACUUGCAGCCAUUACCCAGUCUCCUCCCUCCUCCCUCCUGCCUCCGUGUGCCGCAUGUCCGAUGCCCGAUGGGGGGUCUGCUGGGUGAACUUCGAGGCCUUGAUCAUCGCCAUGGCAGUAGUGUGUGGGACCAUCCUGGUGAGCGUGGUGGUGUGCUGUUGCUGUUGCUGCUGCUGCAAGAAGAGCUCCUCUGGACCUGACAGAGACGAGGAGAGGUUGGCCAGAAGACGAGAAGAUGUCCGACAGCGCUCAGAUGAACGGAAAACCGACAGGAAGAAUCGACACGAUGAGAUCCGCAAGAAGUACGGCCUGAUCCCGGACUCGGACCACCCGUACAGCAAGUUCGAGAACGAGUAAAACAGCGACGCAGAGGGAGAGGGUGAACACUCUCUCCAGACGUUCGCCAUGUUUCCGUCUGGUCUUCCUGCGAAUGGAACUAGUCUGGUUUUCUUUCAACUGAGGGAAGGUCGCAUCCAAACCUCACCCACAACAAGCCUUCAGUAUUUCUAAUUGACCUGUUCACCAGUUAGCAUGUCUCUUUUAAAAAAAAUGUUUCACUUCCCUACGCUCCUUUUAAUAUUGCUGUUUUUUCCUGCUGACUUUUUGAAUGAAAGUAUUUGUAAAACUGAAAGGGGAUAGUGCUGCAAAUAGCCUUUGUGAUGGCAGUGUUGCUUAGGAAGGGUCAUCUCCGCAUAGAUUUGAAUUGUUUUGUUUUUUUGCUCACUUUUCUCCUUUGCGUUUUGAUUGCAAUAUCUAAACUGUGUGUCUGUGUUGUGUGUGUGUGUGUGCGCGUGAUUGUAUGCAUCUGUUUUCAGCAUCACUGUAGCAGUUUAGUUUUGCAACAGCUGUAUUUAAAAUUACAAUCCAUGUUCUUAUUUUGACAAGUUUCCUAAUAAAAAUGUUGAUUAUGUUUUAAAA